Molecule: messenger RNA, 2963 nt
Organism: Saccostrea cuccullata (small rock oyster)
Lineage: Eukaryota; Metazoa; Mollusca; Bivalvia; Ostreida; Ostreidae
Exons: 4
Coding region: 97-1461 (454 amino acids)
Molecular function (GO): protein binding
Source: RefSeq, a predicted model, not a curated record
AAUCCCAGACUAAAGUUUAUAAACUAAUGCUUUGAAUUCUCAGUUCCGCAGGUUUGAAAUUUACUUUUAUGUGACGAAGUUUUAGAAAGAAGCACCAUGGCAACAGAAAUAAAGAUUGUAAUUUGGACUAUUCUAUUAGCAAUGCAAUGCAUUAAUUCCUGCAAAAGCCAAACACUUUAUUCCGACAAGACCACGUGUUCUGAAGCAGAUGAAAUAAAGUCUUUAAAAGAUCAAACAGCAUUUUUGAAGCAGCUCGUCAGCAAUCAGGCUAUUGAAAUGGAGAUGCUUAAGAAAGAAUUAAACUCAGUCAAGGAAGCAAUGUCCACAUUGAUGCCUGACCACGUUGCCUUCCAUGUGGUAGCUUCUAGUAAUUCCAGUCCAGGUGUGGUCAUUUUCGAUCACGUGAUCUCAAAUAUUGGAAGCGGGUACGACAUUACCUCUGGGAUUUUUACUGUACCAACAACAGGCUUCUAUAUAUUUUCUUGGAGCAUAGAGACUUACGGACAGUUGACUGAGGCUGCUCUUUUAGUAAACGGAUUAGAAAUGGGAAUAUCGAAGUCUGAUGAAGCCCCAUCCUACUACGACACAACUAUUUCCUUCGCUGUCCUUAGCCUUACCAGAAAGGACAAAGUCUGGGUCAGAGUCAAAAGCGGUCGAGCUGAAGCGAUGCAUACCAUGUUUUCUGGCUGGAUGAUCAAUAAAAGCGAUAGUACAGCAUUUUAUGCUUUCCUUUCGCGUGAUGUGAGCGGUUCUCGAAUUAUCUUUAACAACGAAACGCUAGACACGCAUGAUGCUUACUCCACGUAUACCGGGACGUUUGUGGCACCUCGUUCUGGUCUGUACGUUUUUAUGAUGUCAGGACUUAUCUAUGGAAGUUACGAAUUCAGUUGCAAGUUUGUAUUCAGUAACGGUAAUUCUCAGCCAGAAGUUUGGGUAGACUCGACCAACGGUAGGUACGAUAGCAGUAGUUACAUGACAUUUGCCUGGAUGAACUCUGGCGACUACGUGUAUAUCGGCGCCCAGAGGAUGAAUGCCACGUCCAUGUUUGCAGGAUGGCUGCUGAUGGAUGAUACAAACGUGUCAAAAUCAAAUUUUCCAGCUUUUCUCGCUCAUAUCAGUGGUGACAGGUUCAGUAAUCCAGUCGUUUAUGAUACAGCUCACGGUGGUUAUCACCAUGGGUACUCAACAAGCACCGGAGUAUUCACUGCUGAUCGUGAUGGGCUUUAUUUGUUUCUGUAUAAUACUGAAGGUUUUAACGAGGUUGUACGUACUGCGCUGAGAGUAAACGGACUGGAAAUUUUCGAAACGAGGUCGGACGGACGUCGUACUGAAUAUGACCAUACCUGUGCUGUCACUGUUCUUAAGUUAUCUUUAAACGAUCGUGUCUCUAUAGGAGUAAAAUCUGGGACAGUUGAUGGUGGGCAGUCGCUGUUUUUUGGCAUACUUCUUUUUGAAAACUGAUUUUUGGGUAUUGAUUUUAUUUGAUAUUGAUUUUCUAUGAUUUAAGAUGGAAACAUAAUUUCAUGAAGCUUAUAUAAGUCAUUCCAUAUCUUUAAUUAUAUGCAUAUAUUAUUAUUUCAAUCAUUUGAGAGGAAUCUCCCUGAUUUGGUUUUUUCUUGUGACAUCCCUGUCCUGAAAAAUAAUAGUCAUAUGAAUAAUGAAUUUGAACAACUGAAAUAAGAGGCCAAUGGUCCACAACAUUCACAUUAUGACUCUGUACAAUUUCUGAGAAAGUUUUCAUAUUAAAAUGACUAUAUACUCUCACCAUUCUUUAAUCUUUACGACGGCAACACCGCUGAUGACCUCACAUAGAAAAGAUUUCCGUCAGAAAAAUAGUUCUAACUAGCAUCAGAAAAAAGUUUUAAUGAGCCAUUGGAUUAGGUGAGCUAAUAGUCAUUUAUAUAUUUGGAGUGUUUCAAGGUCAUUUGAUACUAAACUAAAGAUAGAGAAAGUAUAAUGUAUUCACAAAAUAUAAUGACGUGUCCCUCCACAAAUACUCACUGAAUAAAAAAUACAAGCCCUUUGCUUCAUUCACAUAAUACCAGGUCUUAGGAUCACGAUACAUCUUAAGCUUAAGUCAAAAUAUUCCUGUUGUACUAGAAUGUUGAUUAAGUCAAGAAGACAACAAUCAAAAUAUUUUUUUUUAUUACUUCUCUACAAAAGUGUUGAUAUCUGCCAAAUUAGAGAUUCAUUCAAUGAUUAAUAAAUAUUUUACAGGUGAUUAACAAUUGUCUGUUUAAUUAUCUCAGGACCUGGACUUACACAACAUUUAGAAUUAAACAGUGUUUAUUGUAUGGUAUGUAUUGGCCAUAGUGGUUAGAAACAGUGUAAACACAAACAUAUAACUUGUUUUCAGUCGACAAUCAACAAAGGCGUAUCAUGUACAACAUUUUAUUUGUUUGGAUUGAUCGCAGUCAUGCUGUCGACACAUCAACAUCAUUCAAUUCUUCACAUUAAAUUCUUCACAAAACAUACCUAAUCAUCCUUUAGUCGUCUUUUGGUUACAACAGUUAAAUAAUAAUGGAUGUUGCUGCAAUACGAGUGAUGCUCGAGAUGUAUAUAAACAGGGGCAGAUUUCCUCAUUGCACCACAUGCUGAUAAAUGCAAGGAAUUAUCAAUAAUGUAAACUACUAAAUUUUGACUUUUUACAAGACAUGAAAUCCCAGUUGACACAAAAAAGUUUAGGUUCUUCAGGAGGAUUUAAGCUUAUAAUUGAUGUCUAUUUAGGUUGAAUUGUCUGCAAACAUAUGCACUGAAAAAAAGAGUGGCAAUAUUGGGUAAAUGACAACUUUGUCUACCAAUAAAGUCAGGGGGCAAACAUUGCGUGCUUGUACCUUGGCAGUUUCUGCAUGCCACCUUUCUUGCUCAUUGUUAUGUUAUUUUUGGGGAUACUUUAUUAUUAAUUUGUAUAUUCUAAAUGUAAUUUGAGAUAUUGGGAAGAUCAACUAAUGUUUUGUAUUUAC